UUACUUAGGCAGAACUCGGAGUGCAAGCGGCACUUCAGCUCGGGACCCUGUAGCUGCCAGCUCUCUGAGUUCUGUCCUCAUUUCUGGAACCUGAUGUCAGAGAGCCAGCAAGAACAAAGGAGCCAGCCCCUGAGGCUCAUUGACGGCUCCCGCUUUUCAUGAGUGUCCCUGUGGGAUUCGCACCUCUUCUCUGUCCCCUCCGGUAAGGGGAGGUGCAAUGGCCGUGGCCCGUCCCCAGUGGCGUGAGUACUUCCUGUUUCUGAGCACCAUGAUCCUCGUGGCUGUGGUCAUCUCCCUGCUCUUCUAUGCCCUGCUCUGCAAGGACGGCAACAUCACCGACCUGCCCCACCUGAGACUCGGCUUCUACAGCUUCUGCCUCUGGAACGAGGACACCAGCUCCCUGCAGUGUCUCCAGGUCCCUGAGCUGGAGGCCCUUGGGGUGCCUCAGGUGGGCCUGGCUCUGGCCAGACUCAGUGUGUACGGCGCCCUGGUCCUCAUGCUCUUUGUCCCCAUGCCUCUCCUCCUGGCCUGGUGUAACCGGAACAAGGCAGAGUGGCAGCUGGCGGUGGGCUUCAUGGUGGUGUCCUCCGUGUUGCUGCCAAGUGGCCUGGGCCUCUUCCUCUCAUACGUGUGGCAGUGGAUCAGGGCCUCUCUGUUGGGGCCUGCCUUUCUGGCUCUGGGCAUGGCCGAGGCCUUACUCAUCCUCGUGCUCACAGCCACAGCUGUGUUCUCUCCGAGGGUCCAGAAGGAUACGUGUGCACUUGAGAGCUGCUAGUCCAGGCUUCGGGCUGAUGCUAUUGCAAGGGCUCAGACCCUGAGAAGCUAUGGCCUAACCAUACUGUUACAGCUCAAUGCCAACCUCCUGUUGCAAUGAAGGGGCCUACCAUGAGCAGGUGGGGCCCCCAGGGGCCCAGAGGCAGCCAGGGUGGCUAGGGUAACUGCUGCUUCUUUCUGUAGGAUCUU
Messenger RNA from Ochotona princeps (American pika), 963 nucleotides. It is a transcript of the gene TMEM140, whose product is annotated as transmembrane protein 140. The record is from RefSeq and is a predicted model, not a curated record. Lineage: Eukaryota; Metazoa; Chordata; Mammalia; Lagomorpha; Ochotonidae. Bases 218 to 775 code for a protein of 185 amino acids. The transcript is spliced from 2 exons.